Messenger RNA from Haliotis rubra (blacklip abalone), 1309 nucleotides. Its product is annotated as apolipoprotein L3-like. The record is from RefSeq and is a predicted model, not a curated record. Gene Ontology annotation, molecular function: lipid binding. Gene Ontology annotation, cellular component: membrane; extracellular region. Bases 359 to 1174 code for a protein of 271 amino acids. The transcript has 3 exons. Gene Ontology annotation, biological process: lipid transport; lipoprotein metabolic process. Lineage: Eukaryota; Metazoa; Mollusca; Gastropoda; Lepetellida; Haliotidae.
AUCCAGAGAGAAACCUGAUAUCAUGUCCAGGAUUCAGUACGUUGUGGACGUGUCACUGCAGGUGGGUUGACACUUUAUACCUUCAUUUCAGACUGCUAUAACAUUUCACUGCAUGGUGAGGUCUUACCUAUCCUGGACAGAUCUUGUUAUUUGUGCAUGGCUGCUGAAGAAAACGUACAUCAAAGCAAACCAGUCAGCAGCUUUGGACGCUGAAGUAAGCAUGUGCUUGUACCAGUGCGGACUGCAACCAGCGUAACGGUUGACUGGCACCCCAAGCAGCAGUGGUGUAUGUAGUUUGUUUUUGUAAAAUCAAAAGAAGUUUAUUGGACCAGGCCAAAAUACCAGGAAUAGGGCGUCGAUGAUGAUGAAUCAAGUAACAGACAUCUGCAAAUCUCUAGCCAACCUGAUCAAGAAGGAAGGGACUGAGAAGAGAGCAGUAGUGGAUACACUUCAUACACUGGCUUCGGAAGUCGACAAGCAGGUUCUAAAUGCUCGAAUUGCUAAAACCAGCUUUGCAUCCACUGGCAUAAUUGGUUCUGGAUUGGCCAUUGCUGGUGUUAUAGCAGCUCCAUUCACUUUCGGGGCUUCUCUGGGUCUGACUAUAGCAGGUGCGGUUGUUGGGUUGUCCAGCGGUGUGGGGGGAUUGACCACGACAAUCGUAGACAGCCUUCAGAACAGUAGCAAAACCAAGGCGGCGAAUACAGCAGCCACCAAAUACAUUGGCACUUUGGACCAGAUUGUAGCACAGAUUGAGGAUAUCAAGAGAGACUGGAAUCCACAAACAGAGCAUUACUUCAUGCAAGCGAUUCGCGAUAUUUCUGACGUAGAUGCAUGUAGGAUCCUUGAAACAGUUAUUCAGAGUAUUAAAACUACAGCUGAGGUGGGUGAAGCUGCUGCCAGGGUGACCGCUGCUGCCGCUGCCAUAGCUGCUAGAACAACUGUGGCCGCUGCAGCAAGAACAGUAGCAGGUGUUUUGAAGGCAGGUCUAUUUGCUGCCAAAAUCGGAGGAGCAGUAGUUUCAGCGAUAUUGAUACCCGUCGACGUAGUUACCAUCUAUAGGAACAGUAAGGCGAUACAUUACAAGGAGGAAUCAGAGGCGGCCAAACAUAUUCGAAAAUUGGCAAAGGAAAUACAGGCUAUCCAAAUUUUUGCGACUUCAGGUAAUUUUUUGUAAUAUUUGUAACAAAAUCAUGAUUGUAAAGUGUUUUCUCGCACCGAAACAGUGUUAUCUCACAGCGAUGUAUUCAAUACUUCAAUGUACUUCAAUACACCUCCUAACAAAGUUUGAUGAUUAUCAAUCACAAAUAUA